Messenger RNA from Diceros bicornis minor, 2002 nucleotides. RefSeq names its product heat shock 70 kDa protein 6-like. Gene Ontology annotation, cellular component: blood microparticle; cytoplasm; vesicle. Gene Ontology annotation, molecular function: heat shock protein binding; ATP-dependent protein folding chaperone; ATP binding. The record is from RefSeq and is a predicted model, not a curated record. The transcript has a single exon. The coding region runs from base 101 to 1405 and encodes 434 amino acids. NCBI's taxonomy places the organism in Eukaryota, Metazoa, Chordata, Mammalia, Perissodactyla, Rhinocerotidae. Gene Ontology annotation, biological process: protein refolding; cellular response to unfolded protein.
GCACCGGCCCUUCCAGGUGGUGAGUGAGGGCGGCAAGCCCAAGGUGCGCGUGUCCUACCGCGGGGAGGACAAGGCGUUCUACCCCGAGGAGAUCUCGUCCAUGGUGCUGAGCAAGAUGAAGGAGACGGUCGAGGCGUACCUGGGCCAGCCGGUGAGGCACGCUGUGAUCACGGUGACCGCCUACUGCAACGACUCGCAGCGCCAGGCUACCAAGGACGCGGGUGCCAUCGCGGGGCUCAACGUGCUGAGGCUCAUCAACGAGCCCACAGCGGCCGCCAUCGCCUAUGGGCUGGGCCGGCGGGGCGCCGGAGAGCGCCGCGUGCUCAUUCUCGACCCGGGUGGGGGCACCUUCAACGUGUCGGUCCUCACUAUUGACGCCGGUCUCUUUGAGGUGAAGGCCACGGCGGGAGACACCCACUUGGGUGGAGAGGACUUUGACGACCAGCUGGUGCACCACUUCACAGAGGAGUUCCGACAGAAGCACGGGAAGGACCUGCGCGGGAACAAGCAGGCCCCACGCAGGCUUCGCACGGUCUGUGAGCGCGCCAAGCACACCCUGUCCUCCAGCACCCGGGCCACUCUGGAGAUCGAUUCCCUGUUCGAGGGCAUAGACUUCUACACGUCCAUCACUCGAGCCCACUUUGAGGAACUGUGCUCGGACCUUUUCCGCAGCACCCUGGAGCCAGUGGAGAAGGCCCUGCGGGACGCCAAGCUGGACAAGGCCCACAUUCACGACGUUGCUCUAGUGGGCGGCUUUACUCGCGUUCCCAAGGUGCAGAAGCUGCUGCAGGACUUCUUCAACCGCAGGGAGCUGAGCAAGAGCAUCAACCCGGAUGAGGCGGUGGCCUAUGGGGCUGCUGUGCAGGCAGCAGUGUUGAUGGGAGACAAGUGUGAGAAAGUGCAGGAUCUCCUGCUGCUGGACGUGGCUCCGCUGUCCCUGGGGCUGGAGACAGCAGGUGGAGUGAUGACCACGUCGAUCCAGAGGAAUGCCACCAUCCCUACCAAGCAGACCCAGACUUUCACCACCUAUUCGGACAACCAGCCUGGGGUCCUGAUCCAGGUGUAUGAGGGUGAGAGGGCCGUGACCGGGGACAACAACCUGCGGGGGCGCUUUGAGCUCGGUGGCAUCCCUCCUGCCCCCCAUGGGGUCCCCCAGAUAAAGGUGGCCUUUGACAUCGAUGCCAAUGGCAUCCUGAGUGUGGUGGCCACAGAUAGGGGCACAGGCAAGGCCAACAAGAUCACCAUCACCAAUGACAAGGGCCGGCUGAGCAAGGAAGAGGUGGAGAGGAUGGUUCGUGAGGCUGAGCAGUCCAAGGCUGAGGAUGAGGCCCAGAGGGACAGAGUGGCUGCCAAAAACUCCCUGGAGGCUCAUGUCUUCCAUGUGAAGAGCUCCUCGCAAGCGUAAAGCCUUAGGGACAAGAUUCUUGAAGAGGACAGGAGCAAAGUACAAGACAAAUGUCAGGAAGUCCUUGGCUGGCUGGAGCCCAAUCAGUUGGCAGAGAAAGAGGAGUAUGAGCAUCAGAAGAGGGAGCUGGAGCAAAUCUGUGGCCCGGUCUUCUCCAGGCUCUAUGGGGGGCCUGGUGUCCCUGGGGGUAGCAGUUGUGGAGCUCAAGCCCGCCAGAGAGCCUCCAGUACUGGCCCCAUCAUUGAAGAGGUCGACUGAAUGGCCCCUCCUGACAAGUCAGCUCUGACUGUAAGGGCUGGGCUCAUGGGCCCCCUAGACUUCUGUGACCCUGCCCUGUAACUUCAGGAACGGGAGUGGAGGGGAAUCUUCCCCCCGAACAGGGUGCUUUCUUCUCAGUAUGUUUCAUAACUGAUGUCUUUCUCCUUUGACUUUUUUUUAAUCCUCUUCUCUCACAUUAAACAAGCAGAACUAAUUAUUAUUCACAUGUGUGUGGCGUGUUAAUAUUGCUAUUACCUACAUUUUGUGUAUUUUGUUACUUGCGUGUACGGAUUUUGUUAUGUGAAAUAUAGAUCUAAGUAAACUUUUAAAGCUCCUUCU